Messenger RNA from Cicer arietinum (chickpea), 1202 nucleotides. Its product is annotated as 2-hydroxyisoflavanone dehydratase-like. Gene Ontology annotation, molecular function: hydrolase activity. Lineage: Eukaryota; Viridiplantae; Streptophyta; Magnoliopsida; Fabales; Fabaceae. The record is from RefSeq and is a predicted model, not a curated record.
UCAUCACCAACAAAAAUAUCUCACCCUCAUAUUUCACUAAAAAAACUCCUUUCAGUCAACCUUUUGCAUUGUCAAUUAAAAUGGCUUCCACAACACCCAUCACACCAAAAACCGUCACAAAAGAGAUAGUAACCGAUAUGGGAACAUUCAUCCGUAUCUUUAGUGACGGUUCAGUGGAAAGACCAUUACAAUCACUAUUUGCACCCCCAUCUCUGAAUGACCCAAAAACAGGGCUUUCAUCCAAAGACAUAGUAAUCUCACACAACCCCACAAUUUCAUCUCGAGUUUACCUUCCAAAAAUCACAAACCCAUCUUCCAAAUUUCCAAUCUUGGUCUAUUUUCAUGGUGGUGCUUUUGUCUUCGAAUCAGCUUUCUCCCAAAUUUACCAUGAACACAUCAAAGCCUUUGCAACAGAAGCAAAUAUUAUAGUUGUUUCUGUUGAGUAUAGUCUUGCUCCUGAACACCCUCUCCCAACAUGUUACCAUGAAUGUUGGGCUGCACUCAAAUGGGUUUCUUCUCAUUCCAACAAUACCCUCAACAAUGCAGAGCCAUGGUUGAUUCAACAUGGUGAUUUUAAUAGGGUUUUCAUUGGAGGUGAUAGUGCUGGUGGUAACAUUACUCAUAACAUUGCAAUUCAAGCUGGGAUUGAAUCUUUACCUUGUGAUGUUAAAAUAUUAGGAGCUAUUUUAAUUCACCCUUAUUUUCAUAGUUCUUACCCAAUUGGGUCAGAACCUAUUAUAGAGCCUGAAAAUAGUAUUUGUCAUAAGGUUUGGCAUUUGGUGUAUCCAAAUGCACCUAGUGGAAUUGAUAACCCUUUGGUUAAUCCUUUGGGUGAAGGUGCAACUAGCUUGGAAAAACUUGGGUGUUCUAAAAUUAUUGUGUGUGUUGCUGGAAAAGAUAUGUUAAGGGACAGAGGGAUUUGGUAUUUUGAAAGUGUGGAGAAAAGUGGGUGGAAAGGGAAAUUGGAGUUGUUUGAAGAGAAAGAUGAGGAUCAUGUUUAUCAUUUGUUAAAACCAGAAUCUGAGAUAGCCAAAAAAUUUAUCAAACGAUUGGUUUCUUUUGUCCAGGAGUGAACUUUGCUUCAUUUGGUACCUUGUAGUUUUUCUUAUCAAUAAAAUAACAGGCAAAAGUACAAUAAAAAAGAACCUUUUAAAGGUGUAUGUAUGUUUUUAUGGAAAUAAUGAAGAUAUAUUUUUCUGAAA